GAGUGUACAAUUAUGGUAAAAACUUUAACAAGCGAUAAUAAUAGUAACAACAAUAAUGAUAAGAAGCAGCAGCAGCAGCAGCAGCAGCAGAACAACAGUAGUGGUGUGAGUGCAGUCCAUGAAGUCACCCUCCGCUCGCUGCUCCUCGUCAGAGGGCGGCACUUUGACUGAUUUUUACGCAUCAUUAAAAUAAAGGCUUAACUCCCUCCCUCUGUGCUGCCCCUCUCUCCGCCGCCGCCGCCAGCCGUCAGUGUCUGGAUUUAUGUUGUAGAUAGAUGGGCUACAUACCACACGUCAUUAGCCUACAGGCUGCGAGGUUGAUGGUCUGAUUUCCAGUUUUUGGUCGUUGUUCUUCAUUUUCCUCUUCUUUUUUUCUCUUCUGCUUGGAUACUUCUGACUUCGGCAUUGGAUAUGUGCACACAGGAUGAUGACAGCCCCUUUCCUCCCCGUAGAAGUAAAAUAAAAUAGGCUUUCGCGCACACUGGAUUUACUCCUGUCGUUCCAUAUGAAGAGGUCAAAAAUUUGGAUACGUGUCUGUGUCUAUUUACUGCUGUUCAUCACGCUUGAAGUGCACUCAAGUAAAUUUGACGUCAACCCAGUGACAGAUGACAUCACUACCCUUGCUAUUUUGAGACAUAAUAUUCCAGAAGAUUAUAAAAUUCCUGUUCGUUACGUUCCAAAGGAAGAGGGUGUAAUGUGUUGGGUCAAAUUAAACGUCUACUACUUGGAGGAGAGUUUAACGGAUUUAUCCCAAAAGUUUGGAAACAUUUCAACCAACAGAAAAGACAUUAGCAUAUUCAUACAAAUGCUCCAAGAACUGAGGCUCAACAUGGGGUCCUUGGAGCCAAUCAUGUUUGAGUUUGAGUGCCACUACAGGGAGGAGAAGUGGCAGACUGCACGAUACUUUGACUUUGUCAAAACCUUCCUUUUAGCUGCACAGAAUAGAGAAGACUCAGACGACUGCACCCCCCUCCCCUGUCCCACCACACCAUACCAAGCAGAAGAAUAUUUAAAGGAGUCACCCAUGUCUGCCACUGAAGACCCCGUGUAUUCACCAGUUGGCAACGACACAUUAAGAGAAGGGAGACUCAUGUCCGCGGUGCUGGAGCGAAGCCUGUUCUCUUUAUUGCUCAUUCCACUCCUAGGCCUCAUAUGUCUGAUUGUGUGGAAGAUCCGAUCACGGAGAACUCUGGAGGAUCCGGAACAGAACCCCGCAGCAAACAGACUGUACUCAGAACCAGAAUGGGCCUUACCUCCACUGGACCAAACAACAGAGAAGAACAAGUUAAACGUCAUUGCAUCAGUGUAACAGCGUCCCUCAGUCUUUCACUUGGACUCCGCUCCACUUUUUCAAAGUGGUGUCCAAAUGUGAUGAAAAACAAACACGAGGCUGAAUUCACGUGAGAUCUCAGAGGUGAACAAAGGUGAUUUACGACGACGGAGCAGACCAGCGCCCUCUGGUGAAAUCACGCCUGCUACCAUAUGGAUAAGCUUGCCUUUCAUGUAUGACUGCAUUUACCGAACGCAUGCUUUUGAAAGAAAGAAAAAAUAUAUAGAUAUAUGAAUAAAUACAGAAACUGUGGGGGAUUCUGGAGAAUUCCGUGUACGACGCCUCCGCUGGACGUUCCUGCUAAUCAUCACCACACCCUGCUGCUUCAUGAGUUCUCAAGGGGAAAAGGCAACAGACGACAAUCCAGAUUAUGGAGGAGAAUCACGGAGGAGGUAGACGUGUGAACCGGGCACGCUGGCUGUGACCUUUUACCCCAAUUAGGUCGUCCUGCUGCAGCCUGACACUGACGAGGCCGCAGGACACACACACACACACACACACACACACACACCUGUGUUAUAUAUGUAGGUUAUUGUAUUUCUAUCAUGUUUGUGGUCUGAUGUCGAACCGUCCAUGCUUGGUUUGUGCCUUGAUUGACUGGUGCGAGUACGUCUGUGUGAACAGGUCAAAAACACAGCAGACAGUGGAGACAACGUUACCAAGAAGAUCACAUCAUCUUACCACCACCACCCCUCCCCCCGACCCCCCUGGCUUCAGUUCAGUCAGCUUGACCCCCGCUCACUCCUGUGAAGGGUGUGUUUGUGAACUCUCUCACCAAACAUGACACACAGACCUGCAGCCUCUGGGAAACAGUUCACCUGGUAACUCCUCUGCUUGUUUCAUGUGUAUAUGGGAAAAUAGGUUGGGACUUUUCUUAGAAGAUAAGAGUAUAUUGUGCUUAAUAAUUAAAAUAUGUGUAAAGAAGAAAAACAUGUAUACGACAUUGGUUUUCAUAUAGUUCUGAGCAGCGAAACAUCCGCCACAAAACUGAAAGAUUCCUUUGUUUUUGUCGAGUUUUUCUUUUUUUUCUUUUAUUGCAAGAUGACUUUUCAUCAUCCCCGACUAAUCUGCAGAACUGGCAGAGCAAAGGAAAACACAUUUUUGUGCAGUUAACCCACAGCAACAGUGGGAGAGUAUCUGAGUCGAGGACUUUUAUACUCGGCUGUGUCCAACGUCUGUCAAGACACACUAUCUUUGUCGGUGUAGACAUUCUUUAAAGUGGUGACUUUUUCUUUUUUUGAUGUGAAUUGAUGUGCAGUACAGUGCCCAGUAUUCAGUGCAGUACAGUGCCCAGUAUUCAGUGCAGUACAAUACCCAGUAUUCAGUGAGCAGGUACACAGGUUAGUGUAGCAAUAAACCAGCUGUCAUUAACAAACUGCAAAAAGAACUGCAUUUCACAUGAAAAACAGCAAAACUCAGUCACAUCCAAGCUGUGAGAUUAGAUAUACAUAUACUGUAUAUCUACAUAUAUAUAUAGAUAUAUAGAUAUAUAUAUGUGCUGUAUAUUGAGGACAAAGUUAUCACCUGUUCCACAAAGAGAGGACAUUUUACCACAGCAUUAGCUGUAUUUCAAAAGUUUAAUUUUUGACUUUAAACACAGAAAGUCUUAAAAUAAUCCAUAUUCAAAUGCAGGCGCUCUAUACUGGUUAUUACACCUGGUCUGGACCAUGGGAUCCUAUAUUGUUCACACUUAUACUUGUUAUUACACCUGGUCUGG
Molecule: messenger RNA, 3047 nt
Organism: Cynoglossus semilaevis (tongue sole)
Lineage: Eukaryota; Metazoa; Chordata; Actinopteri; Pleuronectiformes; Cynoglossidae
Gene: kitlga
Product: kit ligand a
Exons: 10
Coding region: 506-1309 (267 amino acids)
Biological process (GO): cell adhesion; positive regulation of cell population proliferation
Cellular component (GO): plasma membrane
Molecular function (GO): cytokine activity; stem cell factor receptor binding
Source: RefSeq, a predicted model, not a curated record